This is a messenger RNA of Acanthopagrus latus (yellowfin seabream), 1731 nucleotides long. RefSeq names its product family with sequence similarity 131 member C (gene fam131c). NCBI's taxonomy places the organism in Eukaryota, Metazoa, Chordata, Actinopteri, Spariformes, Sparidae. The coding region runs from base 359 to 1135 and encodes 258 amino acids. The transcript is spliced from 7 exons. The record is from RefSeq and is a predicted model, not a curated record.
UGGCUCGGUUGUCAUGGCAACAGGAUUUUCCCCGACAAUAGAGGCAAUGGAGCAGGUGGUGUCGGCAAAGUCCUGUUACAUUAACCAAGUGUUCGCACCGGAAGGACAAACAGGCACAACAAGGCCCGCGGCGGGAAGUCUUGUGUCCGAUUGUGUCGUUACAGAGAAGUCAGCCAAUGCAUCAGCUGGCAUCUGCACUCUUACUUCCCCCCCCGCCUCAGUUCCUCACUUCUCUCCGCUCCUCUCGUACGUCUGCCUCUUUUUCCUCCCUUCCUCCCUUUCCUUCCUUCCUUUCCUCCCCGCUCCUCAUCCUCAAGCCACCAUGGUGAACAGAUAACCGCCCGGCCAUCCUGAGACCAUGGGUGCCUGCCUCUGCAAAGGUCACAAAGAGCUCCACCAUCCCAUGACAGUACUGCAGGACCAGACUGAGGAGGGUCAGCCGUCCUCUGCCAAGGAUGGCCAGAAUCCCUCCAACGGCAGUGUUGCAGAUAAAACCAACGACUAUGACAUCGGCGAGCUGGCCACCUCCUCUCUGAUGGGUCUGGUGGCCACGAUUAAGGAGCAUAUCACCAAGCCAACGGCGAUGGCCCAGGGGCGCGUUGCUCACCUGAUUGAGUGGAAGGGCUGGGGUGGAGGCGGCGAGGCCAGGGGAGGUUGGAACGGGACCCGGGGUAAGGGAGGCGGAGGCUGGGGGGGGAUAGGGGCCGAGCUGCAGGAGGACGAACAGUUCUACUCCCAAAUGACGGACGAGAUCAAAGAAGCUCGCUUCGCUGCAGGCGUAGCGGAGCAGUUUGCCCUGGCUGAGGCAGCCAUGAAUGUGUGGUCCAUGAACGACAGCUUCGAUCAGCCCUCCACCAGCUUACAAGCUGCACAAAGCCAAUUCUUGUCUCAGUUCCUGCUGGAUGGCGGAAGUGUCAGCGUGCCCCAGCACCUGUACAACAUCCACGCACAGACUUAUGGCACCAACAGAGUGGCCCUGGUCCCUCAGCCGAUGGUGGACUCCAUCUCAACGACGUCCAACGCUCAGCAGGACCGACGCCAUCACCUUGCGGAUGGAAGCACAGCGACUGCAGAGGCGGCUGUCCGUCACGUAGACAGCAGCUCGCUAUCAGAGGACGACGUUUUUUACAACUAGGCUUAACGGGAAAACUUAUCUUGAUGGCAAUCUUUGGAACGAGCCUCACUGAGAGGACUUGAGCCUCAACUACCAGCAAUGACUGAAACCAAAGGCAGACGUGUGUGAUGUCUUGAGAUGGCGCCUCUGAUGGCUUGUCUGGAAAGGUCUACGGUCUGCUCUUCGGAUACAAAGACUCCAAAUUGUAUUUUGUCCCUGGUUGAGGCAUAUAGUUUUGUGAAUGUACAGAGCUCCCCCCAUUACAUUUAUCUAUUUUUAUUCAGUGUAAAUGAAACUCUUUCAUAUCAUGUGUAGAACUGAACUGUGAAGAGUCAAAUGACACCAGUGUAAAUAUCUUGUUAUAAAACAUCAGUCUUAAUACACGUGCUGAAGAACUUUGUCCCGUUCUAUUUCUGACCCCGUCUUCUUUGACAUUAUGCAGUCGGCCUCGAAUAAGAAAACACCGUGAAGGAAAAUGAAAAGUGUGUCUUUGUUGAGAUUCCUAAUCUGAAUCCGGAGAGAAGAAGAAGAAGUCGGUUGCAAAGAACCAAUUAUCUGUCAGAGUCUCAUCCACGAUUCGCUUUUAUUCGCACUUUUCUUGUUGGAGCGACGGGUGC